AUGGCACCGCAACAACAUAGAACUAAAUCUUAUGUAUUUCUCCAAAAACGUGCUAAAGCAAAUGAAAUUGAACGUAGUCAGCUCAUCGAAGAAUUAGAAUUAAUGCAUGGGCUGACAAAUAUUGCUAGUGUAAUAAUCCGAAGAGGAAUAGGUCUUCGACAAAGAGGCACGCACGAAAAAGCACUAAUGAUAUUUGACAAAGCAGUGGAGCUUUUCCCAACUGAUGCAUUUGCUUUAAAUCAUCUGAAACCUAUUGGGCCAGAAUAUUCGUUUCUUUAA
This is a messenger RNA of Dentiscutata erythropus, 279 nucleotides long. NCBI's taxonomy places the organism in Eukaryota, Fungi, Glomeromycota, Glomeromycetes, Diversisporales, Gigasporaceae. The record is from the annotation of a GenBank genome assembly.